Messenger RNA from Perkinsus marinus ATCC 50983, 645 nucleotides. RefSeq lists its product as hypothetical. Bases 1 to 645 code for a protein of 214 amino acids. The record is from RefSeq and is a predicted model, not a curated record. NCBI's taxonomy places the organism in Eukaryota, Perkinsozoa, Perkinsida, Perkinsidae. The transcript has 2 exons.
AUGGCCAGCAGAGACGACACCACCCUCAAAGUGGCCCUUGUGAAUGACGAUGUCGUAUCGUCGAGACUGCAGUUGAUCUGUGCCGCCGAGGCAAAUGAUUGGACGGUUGUUCGAGUGAGUACGGGCUACUACUCCUCAUCCUCCACAGCUGACGUUAAACGUCUGGCUAUACUAUAUGAAGACCCGGUCCCCCGGUACCUACAACUACGAAUACCUCAUCUCGAUUUGGAGGUAGAGCUUCACUUCAUGACAGGGUACGAUGUGAAUCCUGAGCUACAGCGGCUGAAGAGUGAAGUCGACAAUGCGGAGCCUGAGAUGUUACUAUUGGCCAAGGCCGUCCGAAGGCUCAUCCUCCAGCCGUGCCGCUCUAAUGAAGUUGAUGCCGCUCAUAUAUCCUUGCUCUUGGUUCGGUCAUUCUACGUGAGUAUGUCGUAUCGAGGCAUGGGCCUCUACCAGGACUACAUAGACUUGCUUGUCUUCUUUGCUGAAGAGGAGGAGAUCGGCGAAGCGAUAAGCGAAUGGUCAUGUCUCGGCGAGUCGCUCGCAGAUACCAUUGGCCUUCCGAGGCUGGAACGACUAGUUCAUGGAAUUCAACUGGGCUUCAGCCUAGCUGCCGUAUGGUGGCCACUGUACCUUUCGCCGUAG